Messenger RNA from Maniola jurtina (meadow brown), 679 nucleotides. RefSeq names its product lebocin-1/2-like. The record is from RefSeq and is a predicted model, not a curated record. Lineage: Eukaryota; Metazoa; Arthropoda; Insecta; Lepidoptera; Nymphalidae. The transcript has a single exon. Bases 62 to 463 code for a protein of 133 amino acids.
CAACACGAUUCUACAGACGGGUCACUUACAGAAUAUUCACAGGGACUUAUAGACGACAAUCAUGUUCAAAUUAACAUCCAUUUUAGUUUUGGUUGUAUUGGUCACUGACAGCAUUGGUCAGUAUAUCAUAUUUCCAACGUACCGACCCUCAUCAGAUCCAGUAAUCAUCUUGCCGACGUAUAUACCUCCUCCACAAGAGCCUAUCAUUCGAACUGCUCGCGACGCUCCUGCUCAAGAAUCACCACUUCGGCCCUCUAUGAUCGAUGAUGUAAGACUUGAUCCGGACAGAAGAUAUGCUCGAAGUGUUAGCCCGAGUUCCAGCGGAUCAGGUGACCGUCGAAUGAAAAGAGAUAUAUAUGAUCCAUUUAUACCACGACCAUCACCCUUCCCCUAUCCAAUACCGAGUGGACCAUUCAAUCCUAACCCUCCAACGCGGCCUUUCCCCAUUUAUGCAAAGUAUUAAGCAUUUAGAUACCAUGCAUAUCAAUACUUAUCUGUACUCGAACUAAGUACAUGUGAUAAAUUAUAUGAAAGUAUUGAGCUUGAAAAACAUACACAUUUUAGAACUAAGUACCUAUCUGUUUUUGACUUCGAACGAAUUAAUGUAAUAUGAAUGCACUUAUGAAACAAAUGUACCUAUCUACUCAUAGUAUUUAUUUUAAUAAAGCUAUUUAUGAGA